This is a messenger RNA of Aspergillus glaucus CBS 516.65, 428 nucleotides long. Its product is annotated as hydrophobin family protein. Gene Ontology annotation, cellular component: fungal-type cell wall. The record is from RefSeq and is a predicted model, not a curated record. Gene Ontology annotation, molecular function: structural constituent of cell wall. Bases 10 to 426 code for a protein of 138 amino acids. NCBI's taxonomy places the organism in Eukaryota, Fungi, Ascomycota, Eurotiomycetes, Eurotiales, Aspergillaceae. The transcript is spliced from 3 exons.
ACCAUCAAAAUGAAGUUCUUCGCUAUUGCCGCUACCUUCGCCGCCACCGCCAUGGCCCUUCCCAGCGCCAACGGUGCCCACAAGGACCCCAAGCAGUUGUCCCUCGAGCAGGCCCAGAACACCUGCGGUAAAGCUCAGGUUUCCUGCUGCAACAAGCAGAUCUCCUCUGGCGACAGCUUCGAGAAGAACGAGGGUAUCCUCAACGGUGUCCUCAGCGGUCUCCUCGGUGACAAGGGCAGCCAGGGUCUUGGUCUCUUCGACCAGUGCAGCAAGCUCGAUGUCUCUGUACUCAUUGGUCUCAGCGACCUCCUUGGCAACUCCGAUUGCAACCAGAACAUUGCCUGCUGCGAUGCUACCAACGCUGAGGCUGAGGGUGGUCUCGUCAACGUUGCCCUGCCUUGCGUCCAGCUCCAGGACCUCAUCUAGAU